This is a messenger RNA of Didymodactylos carnosus, 747 nucleotides long. NCBI's taxonomy places the organism in Eukaryota, Metazoa, Rotifera, Eurotatoria, Philodinida, Philodinidae. The record is from the annotation of a GenBank genome assembly.
AUGAUUGAAUCUUAUCGAUUUGAUGUGGUUUUUAUUGGCGAUUAUAGUGUAGGGAAAACAGCUUUGUUCACGCGAUAUAUUGAUGGUGCGUUUAAUACUGCAGAAUACUACUUCAAUUGUAAACAAGCAACAAAUAGGCGCACACUGAUCAACGAGAACAAUAUAGAAUUUAAUAUUUGGGAUGUAAACAAAACAGAAGAUGAACAUGAAAAAUCAGAACAAAGUAAAUUACGAUUACGAUGUUUUGAUGGUAUCAUACUCGUAUUUGAUAUCACAAAUGAAGUGUCAUUUGAAAUUAUUCAACAAUGGCUUACUCAAGUUUGUGAACAUCAUUCUCUACCAGUUAACAUAUUGGUUGGAAAUAAAUUGGAUUUACUUGAAGAGAAAGUAGUCGAUUUAAGUCGAGCAAAAGCAUAUGCUGAUAAAUUAAAUAUGCCAUUUGUUGGUAAGCGAAGUACAAGUGCUAAAAGUGGUCAAAAUGUUGAACAAGUGUUUAAAAUUCUUGCUGAACAAAUGAAACGCAAACGUGAGCAAGAAUAUUGCUUGAAAAAACAACAGCGACAGAGACGACAACAGCAACAAAACAGACAGCCUUGGUCACUAAAGAAAACUCCUCAGUUGGGAACAUCAUGUCUCCAAAUAGCAAAUAUAUGUAAUCAUAAAGCUGAUACAAAUUCUCAUCAGCAUCAAAAAUCAAAAUGUAAAAAACAAGAACCAUUUUUAUGCUAUUUUUGUGCUGAACAAUGA